UCGAUCGGCAACGGGAGCGGAGAAAGGAAAGCUGAGAGCCCGAAGGCAGCAGCCCCCACCACCGCCGGCCCAGGUUACCAUCUAGCACCGGGAAAACAUACUAGAGAGCCACCGCCGGCAUAAGUCUUUACCAACCAGAAACCACCAUGAGCAGCGAGGCCGAAACACAACAGCCGCCGCAGCCUGCCGCCGAAGCGGAGAGCCCAUCCAGCCCGGCAGCCGCAGCUACCGCGGGGGAUAAGAAGGUCAUCGCAACAAAGGUCCUGGGGACAGUGAAGUGGUUCAACGUACGGAAUGGCUAUGGUUUCAUCAACAGGAAUGAUACAAAAGAAGAUGUCUUUGUACACCAGACUGCCAUAAAGAAGAACAACCCAAGGAAAUACCUUCGCAGCGUAGGGGACGGAGAAACUGUAGAGUUUGAUGUGGUUGAAGGGGAAAAGGGGGCAGAGGCAGCCAAUGUCACUGGCCCAGGUGGUGUCCCUGUCCAGGGCAGCAAAUACGCCGCUGACAGGAACCGCUACAGGCGGUACCCACGCCGGAGGGGCCCACCGCGCGACUACCAGGAGAACUACCAGAGUGAGGGGGAGGCAGAGGGCCGUGAAAAGAGGGAGGGAGCAGAGAGCGCGCCUGAGGGAGAGAUGCAGCCCCAGCAGCGAAGACAAUCCUUCCCUGGCCGACGGCGCUACCCACCCUACUUUGUGCGUAGGCGCUACGGCCGCCGACCCCCCUACACCAAUGCUCCACCCCGGGGAGAAAUGACAGAGGGUGGAGAGGGUGAUGAAAACCAGGCUGGACAAGACCAGGGCAACAAACCAGUGAGACAGAACUACUACAGAGGCUUCCGUCCACGCUUCAGACCAAGAGGCCCGCCCCGUCCCAGGCCAGCCAGAGAGGGCGAGGAAGACAAGGAGAACCAGGGCGAAGGCGGCCAGAACCAGGAGCCCCGCCCACGCCGCUACCGCCGCAACUUCAACUACCGCCGCAGACGCCCCCAGACUACCAAGCCUCAGGACGGCAAAGACAGCAGCAAGGCGUCAGCUGACGCGUCCGCCGACAAAUCAGCCGCUCCCGAAGCCGAGCAAGGCGGGGCCGAGUGAUGCCCACCGGCUUUGACCAUCCUUACCAUCCGCCGGUUUUGUCAACAAGAAGAAACAUCAGAGCAAUAAGAACCAGAUUUGACCUGACGAUCGUCUAAGCUUGCGACAUGCAUUUGACCAGAUUACCACCGAUUGCCUGCAGAAUCUAUGCAGACUCAUUCUUUCUCCAUUCUUUUUAUGUGACAGCUUAAUGUUUUGGGGAAACAGCAGAUGUUUUUCUAAAAUUGGUCUUAAGUUUUUACACCAAAUGGUUUUUAAAAAGUAAUUUGAUAUCUGGUCAGUUUGACAUUUUUAAAUAACUUUUUAUGUAUACAAACAUGGAUUUUAACAAAAAGGCAAGCUCAAUAAAUCUCAAACGUCUAAA
This is a messenger RNA of Chanos chanos (milkfish), 1461 nucleotides long. RefSeq names its product Y box binding protein 1 (gene ybx1). Bases 147 to 1097 code for a protein of 316 amino acids. The record is from RefSeq and is a predicted model, not a curated record. Gene Ontology annotation, molecular function: nucleic acid binding. Lineage: Eukaryota; Metazoa; Chordata; Actinopteri; Gonorynchiformes; Chanidae. The transcript is spliced from 8 exons.